UUCAAACCUGGCAACCCUGCUGAUGACUACACUCACAACUCAGUCCCUCAUACAGCCUGAGAUAAAAAUUUUGUUGAGUUGAUUUAAAAAGUUUUUAUUUAAAAAUAUUACGAUUAUUAAGUGAAAUAUAUAGUUUUGUAUUGGUUUGCGUGAUUUGGUUUCAGUUAGUUCUAUACUUCAGAAACUCCAACUCGACUUAUAUCAGCUGAUCAGUGAUGUUUCAAACAUAAACAAAGAAAACAAACAGUAAAUAAAGAAAUUAUGAAUUUCUUCCGACGAAAUCGGCCGGAAACGACGUCUUCCCUCAAAGCGGAAGAAUCUUCGUUGCCGAUCGAUAAUUCUUCCAAAGUGGACGAUUUCAAAACAGUGAUUGUGGACGAUUUUUCCACUGACGAUGCGAAAGAUUUAAAACCGGACUCGAACUCGAAUUUUUCAACCGAAGGAUUAACAUCUCUUGUAGUUUCUAUAGCAGAAAGUGUGGAGGAAAUCCAUAUAGCAGAUGGAUCGAUUAUCGUCACCGACGAAUGUUUCGAGAUUAUCGAGGACAGAGAGGUGGCCGAGGCCAAACCGAAGAGUUUGGAGGCUUUCGACAAGGCAUUAGAGGACGCCAUUUCGAGGCUGAAAGAGGUUACAGAUAUUUCGGAGAAGGACGUUCAAGAGAUAACUUACGAAAUACGACAUUUAGAGGAAAAACUUCAUUUAUGGAGAGAAGUAAGAGAAAGAACGAUAUAUCGACUCAGGGAGAUAGCUGAUUACAUAGACAGUAUUGGAAAGAAAACAGGAUUUGCCCGAAUUGUCGGAAGCAGCGGCGGUAUUAUCGCCGGCAGUUUGACGAUCGCCGGUGGUGUGAUGACAGUAAUGACGGCGGGUGCUGCUGCACCCGUUCUUGUGGCGGGAGCAGGGAUAGGAUUAGCUUCAGGAUUAACGGGGGGAGCUGCAACAAUAACUAAGAAAAUUCUUGCAUCUAAACAAAUGAAGGAGGAGGAGGUGUAA
This is a messenger RNA of Eurytemora carolleeae, 993 nucleotides long. RefSeq lists its product as uncharacterized. Gene Ontology annotation, biological process: lipid transport; lipoprotein metabolic process. Bases 262 to 993 code for a protein of 243 amino acids. The record is from RefSeq and is a predicted model, not a curated record. Gene Ontology annotation, molecular function: lipid binding. The transcript is spliced from 7 exons. Gene Ontology annotation, cellular component: membrane; extracellular region. Lineage: Eukaryota; Metazoa; Arthropoda; Copepoda; Calanoida; Temoridae.